AUGAACGGCUUUUCUGAACCAUAUUCAAAGCCGCCGAUUGCGUUUCCUGCAUCGCAUGAGCAACUAAAUUCCCUUCUUCUGCGGUAUCAUCAACUCUUGAAAUCGUCCCAUGAGGCCAAAGAAAAACAGAAGCUUUUGGGUCAAACCCAGAAUUUCCGGAUGCUAGGUGACGUCAAGUUGGCGGUCCGGGACCCCAAUGAGGCUGAUCGUUUGGCCAUAGAACGCAUAUUACACCAAGUUUCUGAGCAACACAAGAAGUUUCGCCACGAGGAAGACCUCUUAUUCGAAGAACUUAAACAGGAUAUCAAGAAGCAACAAGGAAACCAGAAGCCUGAUAUUGAUGUGUUGAAGCAACAAAUCGUCGGUUUACAGCUUCUUUCCACCGAUUUGGAUCUCCCGCCCGAUCUUCAAACAGCCUACCUACAGUCGCUUGAGACCAACCCAAACGCUGAAUCGGAGACGAUCGACUCUCAAGCAUUAAUAGAGGCUCUUAGCGACCCAGCAUGCUUUUCGGGAGAUUUUGUUCGCCGGGCGCGUGCUCUUGGAGCCAUUGGUAAUGACUAUAGUCACCAGUCUUCUCUCAGCGACAGUUCCAAACUACACUUUGAAAAGGUAGUAGCCAACAAACUUGCCAAUCGUAUAAGGGAAUUGGAGAGCCUUCCAUCCAACCUUGGUACGUUCCAUGAAGGUUCCAGUGAACUUGAUGACUCUCUCAAAAUCAACGCACUUGUUGAAUUGAAAGCUCUUAGAGUUCUCUCCAAGCAAAAACAACUCAGACGAGCCAUAGUUCUCACCGACGUUCUGUCAGCACAAACAGAGCAUGCGGAACUCAAAGAUGUUCCGUUGACACUUCUGGCCCAACGAGCGCUCCGCGUUCGUCCAAAGAUUGUUCAGCCACAACCUCAUCUUCUUGCUUCCAAAUUGAAAACCAGGCAAUUAUUGGAGGCAAAGAAGCGUGAACAUCUUUUGCAUGUGGAGAAAGUCCGUGGUAUUUUGGACGCAGUUGAAGAAAUCAACGCUAGAAAGGAACGUCACUGGACCCACAGAAAUCACAUCGCUCGGAAUGUACAUACAUAUCACCUGAAUACCGAGAAAGACGAGUCCAAGAAGCUUGAGAAGACUGCGAGACAGCGUUUGCAAGCUUUGAAGUCCAACGAUGAAGAAGCGUACAUGAAAUUGUUGGAUCAAACCAAAGAUCAUCGUAUUACUCACUUGUUAAAGCAGACGAACCUGUUCUUGGAUUCUUUGGCCCAUGCGGUCAAGGCCCAGCAACUGGGCGAUCCAGAACCUCAAGAGCAAAAUCCUGAUGAAGUCAGAGAAAAGAUAGAUUACUAUCAGGUAGCACAUUCUAUCAAAGAAGAAAUCAAAGAACAGCCCAAGAUGUUAGUUGGUGGUCAAUUAAAGGAGUACCAGUUAAAGGGUUUACAAUGGAUGGUGUCCUUGUACAAUAAUAAACUUAAUGGUAUUUUGGCCGACGAAAUGGGUCUUGGAAAAACCAUUCAAUCCAUUUCCUUGAUCUCCUACUUGAUAGAAAAGAAAGGUGAAGACAAGUUUCUUGUUAUUGUUCCCUUAUCUACUAUUACUAACUGGACCCUUGAAUUUGAAAAAUGGGCUCCAAGCAUCAAAGUGAUUGUAUAUAAGGGUUCUCAACUUCAACGUAAGAAUCUUCAAUGGGAAGUUCGACUGGGAAAUUUCCAAGUGUUGUUGACCACUUAUGAGUUCAUUAUCCGAGAGAGACCACUUUUAGCCAAGGUCAACUACUCGCAUAUGAUUAUUGAUGAAGGUCACAGGAUGAAGAACACCGAAUCGAAACUUUCCGUUACCCUCAAGACGUACUACAAAACAAAGAAUCGGUUGAUUUUGACGGGAACUCCACUUCAAAAUAAUUUGCCAGAAUUAUGGGCUCUUCUUAAUUUCGUGUUGCCAAGAAUUUUCAACUCGGUGAAGUCUUUCGACGAGUGGUUCAAUACACCAUUUGCCAACACCGGAACCCUGGAGAAGAUUGAAUUAACGGAAGAAGAGCUGCUUUUGGUUAUUAGACGUUUGCACAAGGUCCUUCGUCCGUUCUUGUUAAGAAGAUUAAAGAAGGAUGUGGAGAAGGAUCUUCCUGAUAAGGUUGAAAAGGUUCUCAAGUGUAACUUAUCGGGACUUCAGUAUAUCCUUUAUCAGCAAAUGUUGAAGCACAAUGCUUUAUUCGUCGGUGCUGAAGUGGGCUCAGCCAAGUCUGGUAUCAAAGGCUUGAACAAUAAGAUCAUGCAAUUGAGAAAGAUAUGCAACCACCCGUUCGUAUUCGAAGAAGUGGAAGAUGUGUUGAAUCCCUCGAGAAUGACUAACAAUCUGAUAUGGCGUAGUAGUGGCAAGUUCGAGUUACUUGACAGAGUUUUGCCAAAGUUCAAAGCUAGUGGUCAUCGUGUGUUGCUUUUCUUCCAGAUGACGAGCGUGAUGGAUAUCAUGGAGGACUUUUUGCGUCUUCGUAACAUGAAGUAUUUGAGAUUAGAUGGUGCAACGAAGGCUGAAGAUCGUCAAGAGAUGCUUAAAUUAUUCAAUGCGCCUGGUUCUGAAUACUUCUGUUUUCUCUUAUCAACCAGAGCUGGUGGUUUAGGUUUGAAUUUACAGAGUGCCGAUACCGUGAUCAUCUUCGAUACCGAUUGGAAUCCCCAUCAAGAUUUGCAAGCUCAAGACAGAGCUCAUAGAAUUGGACAAAAGAAUGAGGUCAGAAUCUUGCGUUUGAUCACCAACGAAUCGGUGGAGGAGGUGAUUCUCGAGAGAGCGCAUCAAAAGUUAGAUAUUGAUGGUAAGGUUAUCCAAGCAGGUAAAUUUGAUAACAAGUCUACUGCUGAGGAGCAGGAGGAGUUUUUGAAACGACUUUUGGAAGCAGAAUCCGAUGGUGAAAAUAAGGAAGACAACAGCGCUCUUGAUGACGAAGAACUAAACGAAAUUUUGGCUCGUUCAGAAGAUGAAAAGGAUUUGUUCUUGCAAAUUGAUAACGAGCGAAUUCUCCGUGAUAAGGUGGAGCUGCGCAAACCAGACGGCUACAAGACUAGGUUGAUGAACACGAAAGAAUUGCCCAGCAUAUUCACCGAGGAUAUUUCACAUCAUUUUGAGAAGAAUCCUAAAGACUUAACCCGAACAAGAGAGAGAAAGAGAGUCAAGUACGAUGAUGGGUUGACGGAAGAGCAAUGGCUUAUGGCAAUGGAUGACGACGAUGACCUGGUUGAGGCUGCCAUUGCGAGGAAAGAAGCUAGGGCAGAGCGCAAAAGAAGAAAGAGAGAAGCAGGGGAUGAUACACUUGACGACGAUAUGGAAGAUAUUGAGGAAGAAGAGCCCAGUCGAACCAAGUCUAGUACCAUCAAUGACGAAGACUUGGUCCCCCAAUGUACUGGUGUAUUAGAUGAAAUCACCGCGUUGGUGGCAGAAGAUGGGCAUAGUGUCCACGAGGUGUUUGAGAAGUUACCACCACGCAAACUUUAUCCAGACUAUUACAAAAUCAUCAAGAAGCCAAUUUCGCUCAAGCAGAUACGAAAAGGACUCCAAAAUGACGAAUUUGAUUCAUUCGAAGCGUUUUUGGACGCAUUGAAACUCAUGUGUUCCAACGCCAAAACAUAUAACGAAGAAGGAUCGUGGGUCUGGAACGAUGCAGACGCAGUAGAGGAGGUAAUCUCCAAUCACAAAUAA
This is a messenger RNA of Meyerozyma guilliermondii ATCC 6260, 3675 nucleotides long. RefSeq names its product RSC chromatin remodeling complex ATPase subunit. NCBI's taxonomy places the organism in Eukaryota, Fungi, Ascomycota, Pichiomycetes, Serinales, Debaryomycetaceae. The transcript has a single exon. The record is from RefSeq and is a predicted model, not a curated record. Gene Ontology annotation, molecular function: ATP-dependent chromatin remodeler activity; ATP binding; histone binding. Gene Ontology annotation, biological process: positive regulation of transcription by RNA polymerase II. Gene Ontology annotation, cellular component: nucleus. Bases 1 to 3675 code for a protein of 1224 amino acids.